Armigeres subalbatus is the source of this 525-nucleotide messenger RNA. Its product is annotated as ejaculatory bulb-specific protein 3-like. Lineage: Eukaryota; Metazoa; Arthropoda; Insecta; Diptera; Culicidae. The transcript has a single exon. Bases 22 to 396 code for a protein of 124 amino acids. The record is from RefSeq and is a predicted model, not a curated record.
UUCACUUUCAACUAGCCAACCAUGAAGAUCGUUAUCCUGCUGACUUUGGUAGCGAUGGCCAUCGCUCAGGACAGCUAUCCCACCAAGUACGACAAUAUCGAUGUGGAUGAAAUCCUCAAUUCGGACCGCCUCUUCAAGAAUUACUUCAACUGCCUGAUGGAUGCUGGUCCCUGCACUGCCGAAGGAAACGAACUGAAGAAGUAUCUUCCGGAUGCCGUUUCGACUGGAUGUAAAAAAUGUAGCGACAAGCAACGUGACCUUACGGCCAAGGUGGUCAAGUCUUUGAUCGAAAAGCGUCCGGAUGAGUGGACGGCCCUCCGAGGAAAGUACGACCCCGAUAACACCUUUGUCGAGAAGUAUCGCGACGAAGCAGCCAAGUAUGGUAUCAAGCUGUGAAAAAUAAUUCAACAUCGGAUCCAGUGAAAAUGACAAAAUCUAUAUGAUUGUAGUUCCUUCGUAAUUUUCGGAUAUUUUGGCAUGGGAUUUACCGUUGUGUUGUAUUUUUUUUAUGAAAUUUGAUGAAAA